CUACUCUCCGUGUGUUCCGCAUAGGUUUUCGCAAUCGCCGUGCGGAAUCGCGGUAAAAUCUCGCGAUUACAUUCACGAUCGAUUAGGCUCGGCAGCGCGGCUAAUGAACCUGAGUGUGACGAUGCAAGGCGCUAUAGUCGGCAAUCCGUUGCAGCGUCCUGCGUGAUCGCGUAAUUUACUCCGAGGCGUUGUGAAAAUCGGAGCGACCGUCGUCAAUCACCAUCGCGACGGAUGGUGACGCGGAGUGUUUUUUCUGAAAAAUGUGGCGGUGCUUUCAACGAAAAACGUCACCUUGUGCGGCCGAAUACGACAUUGAGGAACGAUUGGCGGAAGACUCGAAAGAUCCAACGCACUUCCUCGACUUGAGUGACAUCAUGGAUGAUGAUAUUGAUGAUAAAGAUGAUACAAAACGAAAAUCGCGUAAUCUCAGCGAAAAGAAACGCAGGGAUCAAUUUAACAUGCUUGUAAACGAACUCGGUAGUAUGGUUAGUGCAAAUGCGCGGAAAAUGGAUAAAUCUACGGUGUUGAAGUCGACAAUUUUAUUUCUAAAGAACCAUAAUGAGAUAGCAGUUAGGUCGAGAGUACAUGAGAUUCAAGAAGACUGGAAACCGUCUUUUCUCUCUAAUGAAGAAUUUACUCAUCUUAUAUUAGAGGCGUUGGAUGGAUUUAUAAUGGUUUUCUCUUCAAACGGACAUAUUUAUUACGUCUCUGAAAGUGUUACGUCUUUGCUUGGGUAUCUUCCAAAUGAAUUAGAAAACACGUCUAUUUACGAUAUAACAUAUCAAGAAGAUCAACCACAUUUAUACAAUGUUUUGUUGAAUCCCGGAAGCACACGAGAUAGACGUAGUAUAAAAAAAGAGGAUCAAAUUUCUUUUACGUGUCAUAUCAAAAGAGGCGGACUCGAUUUUCGGGAAGAAUCUAUCUACGAAAUUGUACAGUUUAUCGGAUACUUUCGUUCUGCUAUGGAUAGCGAUGUUGACAAUCUAGUGCCAAGUCAGAAACUUAGUAAUACUAGCGGAUCAGAUAACAAAUUGGUUUUCGUGGGUACGGGACGUUUGCAAACUCCUCAGCUUAUUCGAGAAUUAUCCGUGACAGAUAGUACGAAGUCAGAAUUCACAUCUCGUCAUAGUCUCGAAUGGAAAUUUCUAUUUUUGGAUCACAGAGCUCCGCCUAUUAUCGGAUAUCUGCCUUUUGAAGUUUUAGGCACUUCUGGUUACGAUUAUUAUCACGUAGAUGAUUUAGAUAAUGUAGUUACGUGCCAUGAAUCUUUGAUGCAGAAAGGUGAAGGAACGUCUUGUUACUAUAGAUUCCUCACGAAAGGUCAGCAAUGGAUUUGGUUACAAACUAGAUUUUACAUUACCUACAAUCAGUGGAACUCAAAACCAGAAUUCAUUGUGUGCACGCAUUACGUGAUCAGUUAUGUCGAUGUAAUGAAGAAAUUGCGUACAGAAUUGGGGGAUUAUGACAAAACGCAAAAUCAAGAUAUUUUACUGCCCGUAAAACAAGUGGCAUCUUGUCAAUCACCGUUAACGCAAUGGUCAACCAAAUCAUCGAGAACAUCGAAGUCACUGACAGUCGCUUCUAAUCUCCGACAUCGCGGUGACGAUUCCAAUACGUCCUCAAUAUCUGUCUCAUUACGAAGUUCACCACACUCGCAAAUAACACAUGGAUCGAGAUCGAACGCAGCAUCUGCAAGCAGUUCUGUUGUGUCAAAACCAAUAGCUUCGGUUGACAGUAGGCAACAGCAACAAACACAACAACAGCAGCAAUUACAGCAACAGCCACAACAUCAACUUGAUGUUAAUCAGUCAUGUAUUAAUUUUAUGGAUCCCACGCAAUAUGCAACGGUUAAUUUGCAAUCGGUAGUUACAACCGAAUUUGCAACUCCUGCUGCUCCAAUUCUGUCAACUGUACCUACUCAUGAGAUAUUGCAUCAGCAAGGUAUAGUAAUGACUUCUGCGCAAAAUCAAAUACAGGAUGAAUUGCAACGGAAGCAUGAAGAGUUACAGCAAUUAAUUGUUCAUAAACAGCAGGAAGAAUUAAGAAGGGUUUCAGAACAAUUGUUUAUCGCUCGAUAUGGAAUUCUCACGCCAUUAUUGAAUGCUGGUAUACCGUAUAAUCCAUCAAAUCCGUGUCAACAAGCAAAUCGGUGUAAUACAAAUAAUACUAACGUGCAGUUAUCCACAUCCAACAGUGUACAAGGCGUAAAUGUGCUUCCCAUACCAAUUACCGUACCAGUGCCUAUAGUGCCUACGGAAUUAUUUUCGCAUUCUUUACAAGUGAAUCCGUCACCAGGCUCGACGCAUGGCAAUGUGGGCGCUAUAAUUCAAACCCAACAGCAUUCGCAAUUGCAACAGCAACAGCAGCAGCAACAGCAGCAACAGCAACCACAACCACAACAACAACAACAACAGCAACAACAGGGGUCAUCGCAACAGGAAGGUAGCAAUUCCAGUCUCGGUCUCGUGCCUUUCCAGAUCUGUCUACAACAGGCCGAGAUGAUCUACAGUAACAUGGAGGCGUCCUCAAAUCAACAACAGAGAUCAUCGCAAAAUUAAAAAAGACUCUCUUUUAUUUUUGAUAUUUUAACUGUAUGAACAAAAACUUUCUUUUUUUUAAAUGUAGAACUCUACAAAGUUUUUUUAAGUUCGUUUUGUUUAUUUAUUGCAUGUACUAUACAAAGAAAACAGUAGAUAAUAUUUUAUGUAAAAAAAAUAUAAACAUAUAUUUUUUCUUGUCCUUCUUUUUCUUUUUUCUUCUGGAGAAAGAUGCAAUUUUUGUAAAAAAUGUUAUAUGUUGCAUGUGUACAAAAAGAUUCUAAUUGUAAAAAGUUAUAGUAAGUUCAUUGUAUAAUAGCAGCAGCCAAAUAUUAUGUAAACUGUGACAGAAUUUUGAUAUAGUGCAAUAGUGUACAAGUUUUUA
Messenger RNA from Acromyrmex echinatior (Panamanian leafcutter ant), 2922 nucleotides. It is a transcript of the gene Clk, whose product is annotated as circadian locomoter output cycles kaput protein Clock. Lineage: Eukaryota; Metazoa; Arthropoda; Insecta; Hymenoptera; Formicidae. Gene Ontology annotation, cellular component: nucleus; cytoplasm; CLOCK-BMAL transcription complex. Gene Ontology annotation, molecular function: protein dimerization activity; RNA polymerase II cis-regulatory region sequence-specific DNA binding; DNA-binding transcription factor activity, RNA polymerase II-specific. The record is from RefSeq and is a predicted model, not a curated record. Gene Ontology annotation, biological process: circadian regulation of gene expression; regulation of transcription by RNA polymerase II.